CGUCACUUCACGUGCCGCAGAGCCGGCUGGCUGGCUGGUCGAACCGAGCCACGCUCAUUGCAAAUCGAUGAAUGCGAAAGCAAACACAAAAUAAAUAAUUGAGUUUAUGAAUUAAAAGCACGGCGAGGCGGCGGGCUAAAGCGAGUGGCGUUAAGGUAGUACACGUAAUGAGCGCGAUGAGCGUCACAGCGAGUGCUACACUUACCCACAAAUUCGUUGAAGUGGCUGAAGUUGUGGCGGAGAGAAGCGCUUCGCAUCAGCUGGGGCGCGUGGAAGCCGCAGGCUGUGCGGAUACCGCUAUCGAGGCGGCAAAACAGUCAGUUAGUCAACAGACACCAGUCCGCGCACGACGACGACGACGACCACAAUCGUCGUAGAGCCACGCGACGUUAACGGAGUUUUACGUCAGCGCGAUCCCGGAAUUCAUUCAUGUUACCGAUUUGGAGGUUUCACCUUUUCCUGCGCGCGAAAAAACACACACAAGCCGCCAAUGAAAGUGCAAAAACAAAGCAAAAAGCAAGACAAAAUCGAAAAAAAGUAAAGCCAUACAAGCAAAAGAAAGCCAAUAAGUAGCAAUAAACGUGAAAAGUGAAAAAGUGAAAAGUAAUAAUAUAUACCCGUUCGCACAUAACUCGACCCAGACGCGUACAACCCACUGUGACGUACCAAAACAACAAGUACCGAUUAGUGUUAACUUUUGACCUCAACUGCAGAGUCAGCACCUAUAACAUUUAUUACUCCUAACCGUCUGGCUGCUGCAUUCGGUGAUUUUGUAAUAUUUAAAGCGUGAUAGAGAUAGAAUUAUUGUGAAACCUACCGCUUGCACUUGCACCUCACCGACACACUGGGCUUGCUGUAGGUCGGGUGUGUUGGCUGUCUCAGCUCAUUGAGCUCGUAAGAUCGCUUGGCACGACCCGUUGACGUAAGCCAGUAUGUCAUUCUGCAACACCUUGUCCAACGGCUGCAAUAACAACUCGAUCUCGGUACGCGUUUAACUUGCAACGUCUAUAACGCCAUUAACGACAACAUUCACCGCAUCCUGCCGACGUGUGUCAUGGGUGUCAUCAUCAGCGGUUGCAACAUCAUCGAGUCGUUGUUGCUGUUGCUGUUAUGUGGCCUGUGUUGCUGGCAGUUGGAGUCGCAGCUACGCGGAUCCUCGUUUAUGGUUGCGGCAUUCAUCAACGUCCGUCAAACGCGCGACAUCAUCAUUACUGAUGCGGUAAAACGCAUACGACGCGACGGUUAUCCGGUGGAGAAGCAUCAUGUGCUAACCAAGGACGGCUAUGCGUUGACACUGCACCGCAUACCGCAGUAUAAUACCUCGUCGACAACGACAACAGCGACGGGCGCUUGUGGCGUAUAUUCGCGACGUCCGGUCGUUUUCUUGUUAGCCGGAAUUUACGCGUCCUCGGACGCUUGGCUACUGAAUGGCCGCGAGAACUCAUUACCAUAUCUGCUGUGGCGGCAAGGCUACGACAUUUGGCUGGGCAACAAUCGCGGCAACAUCUACACGCGCCGCAACGUGUGGUACAAUGCCACGGAGCGUGAGUUCUGGAACUUCAGCUGGCAUGAGAUGAGCAUUUACGAUAUGCCCGCAAUGGUGGACUACAUCAUGCAGUGCACGGGCGAGGCGAAAAUGCAUUUCGUGGGCAUCUCACAGGGUGGCACUGUCUUCUUGGUGCUCAACUCAAUGCUGCCGCAAUAUAAUGGCGUCUUCAAGACAGCACAUCUGUUGGCGCCGGUGGCGUAUGUGAGCAACACAAAAGGUGGGUUGGCCAAGAUUUUCGGUCCCAUAUUGGGUACACGCAACUAUGUAGCCAAAGUGUUGGAGGGCAUGGAGAUGGUGUCCACAAACAAGUUUGUGAAAAAGUUCCUCUCGUCGCUUUGUUUUGAGCACGAACGACCGAUGGUGUGUGUGAGUCGGCUAUGGCCAGCUGUGGGCUAUGACACGCAACAUCUGAACAAGACUUUACUACCGGACAUAAUGGCGAACUUUCCGGUGGGCGGCUCCUUCAAGCAAAUUAUGCACUACUUUCAGGGCUACGUCUCGACGAAGUUCCGCCAAUAUGACUAUGGUCCAGAGAAGAAUUGGUUGUUGUACAAUCAAUUGGAGCCACCCGACUACAACUUGGAGCUAGUCACAGCACCGGUUACCAUCUUCUACGCCGAGAACGAUUACAUCGUCUCAGUGGAGGAUAUUUGGCGUUUGCUGAUGCGUCUGCGCAACCUACAGGCCGUGUACAAGAUUCCACGUAGACGCUGGAAUCAUUUCGAUUUUAUAUGUGGGCUAGGCGUGCGUGAGUUCAUUUUCGAUAAGAUUAUCAGGGCAGCAAACUACUACGAAUAUACAUAUAGUUGACGAUAGAGUUGACUAGAGCUCGAUUUUAAUUACAAAAUUAUUUUAGUUUUUAAAUUUUAAUUGUGAUUUUUAGGAAAAAGUAGUAGUUUUGGUAGCAAGCUUAUUGCUUGUUCCGUAGCUUUUAAGUAAAGUGUUGCCAUAACUAAGUGACGUAUAUUUUGUAGAAUAAAUGUUGACUGGGUAUAAUGGCAUUUCUCGUAUUAUUGAAACUUUAAGAAUAAAAUAUUUAAUAAUAUUAUGGAAAAAGA
This is a messenger RNA of Zeugodacus cucurbitae (melon fly), 2607 nucleotides long. RefSeq names its product lipase 3. The transcript has 3 exons. The coding region runs from base 1055 to 2359 and encodes 434 amino acids. Gene Ontology annotation, molecular function: hydrolase activity, acting on ester bonds. NCBI's taxonomy places the organism in Eukaryota, Metazoa, Arthropoda, Insecta, Diptera, Tephritidae. Gene Ontology annotation, biological process: lipid metabolic process. The record is from RefSeq and is a predicted model, not a curated record.